Messenger RNA from Zingiber officinale, 489 nucleotides. Its product is annotated as SPX domain-containing protein 1-like. The record is from RefSeq and is a predicted model, not a curated record. Gene Ontology annotation, biological process: cellular response to phosphate starvation. NCBI's taxonomy places the organism in Eukaryota, Viridiplantae, Streptophyta, Magnoliopsida, Zingiberales, Zingiberaceae. The coding region runs from base 1 to 489 and encodes 162 amino acids. The transcript is spliced from 3 exons.
AUGAAUUCAAGUCUAGUGAAAAUACUGAAGAAGUAUGACAAGAGAACAGGAGCACUUAUUAGGCAUCCCUUCAUCGAAAAGGUGCUGCAGCAGCCAUUCUUUACAACUGAUCUCCUAUACAAACUCGUGAAGGAGUGUGUGGCUAUGCUCGACCACCUCUUCCCCAGCAACAACCUAUCAAUUUCAGCAGAAUGCGACGGACAAAAUGGAGUGCCAAAACCGGCACAAUCAGAUCCUGAGAAUGUCCCUUCCUUGUCUGGAGACACCGAGCCCCACUUUAAGCCCUCGUCAUUUGGACACCCGCAGUUGUCUAGACAUAUAAAACCUACUAGGCACUCUUUUGCCUAUGACUCACUUCACGAGAAGCAAGAGGCCCAACAAGUAAUAUUGGAGGGCAGCCUCACCUUGUCUAAUGACCAGUAUAGAGAGGUGCAAGAUCAUUUUCAGUUCACGAGGAACUUUCAGGGCAAGGUGGCUGAAUUUGUCUAG